AUGCAUGCUAUCCGCGCCUCCUCCAUUGGGCAGCUCCUGCGCCGUCCUCGCCGUAUGCGCACGCUGCCCGUUGCUUCAAUAUGGCGAGCCACGUCUACGCCGAUGCCGCUGCUACCACUCCUCGGUGUCACCACCCACAAGAGGCAAUUGCACGCUGAAGCGCUACUGUUGCCACCUCUAUACUUUUGCGGUCUUUUGAUCGCCCUAUGGACAUGGAAGUGUUUCAUGAUGGUCGUCUUCCAGAACAAGAUCAUUUACAUGCCAGGACUCCCGCCUAACGCGCGCCGCGAACGUAUAGAGGAUUACGCGAAGCAGUGCUGGGGCGUGCAGUGGGAGGAAAAAAGGGUUCGGGCUGCCGACGGGAAGGAUCUGGCUCUAUGCGUGGCCUCGGUUGAAUCUACUGGUGUCGAGAAGGCCACGUCUGACCAAGUCCUUACAAUACCGUCCAUCUACAUCCUCUACUUUCAGGGAAACGCCUCAUCCCUUCCCCCACGAUUGCCGGAUCUGUCAUGGGUCCUCAAGACACUGCAGCGAACCAAGCGGCCCGCGCGAUACACUAUGGUGUGCCUGAGCUACCGCGGGUACUGGACGUCGAGGGGUCGCCCCUCCGAGAAAGGCAUCAAUUUGGAUGCCCAGGCGGCUCAACGCUGGAUAGAGGAGGCGCAUGAAGACGAGGUCAGGCAUAGGCAGCAGCAGUGCCAGCCACUGCCCGCGCCGGGACUGGUGAUCUGGGGUCAGAGUAUCGGCGCUGGGGUAGCCACCAACCUCGCCGCCUACGAAGGGUUUCUGCCCAAAGUGCCGCUUAAGUGGCUGAUUCUUGAGACGCCGUUCACGUCCAUAAAGGCCAUGAUUGAGGUGUUAUAUCCCCAGAAAUGGGUGCCAUACCGGCAUCUAUGGCCUUUCCUGCGGAAUCACCUGGAUAGUUUGGCGAACAUCACUGCAAUUGCCAAAAAGCAUCCUGGUGGUUCGGACCACGAGAAGCCUCGGGUCACGAUAGUGGAAGCUGGUAGGGAUGAGCUAGUGCCGGCCGAGCAUGGCGCUAAGCUUGUCCAGCGCUGUGAGGAGGUCGGGCUGGCGGUUGAAAAGAAGACGGUCAAUGGGGCAUUCCAUAACAAUGCCAUCAUCUUGCUAGAGGGACGGAAAGCUGUUGCCGAAACGAUUGAGCAGGUUGCAGCUCAAUUGUGA
Molecule: messenger RNA, 1185 nt
Organism: Colletotrichum truncatum
Lineage: Eukaryota; Fungi; Ascomycota; Sordariomycetes; Glomerellales; Glomerellaceae
Product: Protein ABHD13
Cellular component (GO): membrane
Molecular function (GO): palmitoyl-(protein) hydrolase activity
Source: RefSeq, a predicted model, not a curated record